Molecule: messenger RNA, 2110 nt
Organism: Cricetulus griseus (Chinese hamster)
Lineage: Eukaryota; Metazoa; Chordata; Mammalia; Rodentia; Cricetidae
Source: RefSeq, a predicted model, not a curated record
UCCUUUUUUAAAUUCCCAUUGAGGCCCUGAGAGCCACAGCCCCCAAAACUGAUGAGUCACCUUGUCUGUGGAAGUCAGCCACUGCCUCAGCUGAAACUGUCCCCAGGAGAUAAUGCUGAUUGUCUAUGCUUGGCGGGAUUCUAAAACUUGUUUUUUCCUCUCGGUCUUUGCCACAUUCAUGUUUCUGACAUUCCUAUUUGAGGUGGACUACACAUUCAAAGAACAUUUUUUUCUCUUUUAGCUACAUUUCAUCUAGCAAACUUUCAGACUCUGGGGAGAAAUGGAGCACCCUUCAAAGGAAGCUGCUGUGGAAAGCAGUGGACCCAAGGUUUUGGAAACAGCAGAAGAAAUCCAGCACAGAAGACAGGAGGUGUUAGACCAGUACCAGAGGUUCAAGGAACGUGUUGCUGAGAGGGGUCAGAAGCUUGAAGAGUCUUAUCACUAUCAAGUUUUCAGGAGAGAUGCAGACGACCUGGAGAAGUGGAUCAUGGAGAAGCUUGAGAUUGCAAAAGAUAAGAGUUAUGAACCCACGAAUAUACAGGGGAAGUAUCAGAAGCAUGAAUCCUUUGUAGCAGAGGUGCAAGCCAAAUCAAGGGUACUUCCUGAACUGGAAGAAACCAGGGAAGCCCGAUUUGCAGAAGACCAUUUUGCCCAUGAAGCCACCAAGACCCAUCUGAAGGAACUUCGCCACCUGUGGGAUCUGCUGUGGGAGUUGACCCAAGAGAAAAGUGAGGUGCUGCUGCAGGCACUGAAGUUCUAUCAGUACUCGCAGGACUGUGAAGACAUCUUGGAAUGGAUCAAAGAAAAGGAAGCUAUAGUGACAUUAGUAGAGUUGGGUGAUGACUGGGAACGAACUGAAGUCCUCCAUAAGAAGUUUGAAGAGUUCCAAGAAGAACUGACAGCUCGGAAGGGAAAAGUGGACAAAGUGAACCAGUAUGCUGAUGAGUGUGCCCAGAAUAAACAUCCUAAGUUGCCUGAGAUAAAGGCAAAACAGGAUGAGGUAAAUGCUGCCUGGGAUCGUCUCUGGAACUUGGCUCUGAAGAGACGAGAAAAUCUAUCGAAUGCUGCAGACCUCCAAAGAUUCAAAAGGGAUGUCACUGAAGCCAUCCAGUGGAUGGAGGAGAAAGAGCCUCUACUCACCUCUGAGGACUAUGGCAAAGAUCUUGUUAGUUCGGAAGCACUGUUUCACAAUCACAAGGGGCUUGAAAGGAAUCUCGCUGUCAUGGAUGACAAGGUGAAGGAGUUGUGUGCCAAAGCAGACAAGCUGAUGACUUCCCAUCCUGCGGAUGCCACGCAGAUCCAGCAGAUGAAAGUGGAUCUGCUCUCCAACUGGGAACACAUCCGUGCCUUGGCCACGAACCGAUAUGCAAAGCUGAAGGCUUCUUAUGGAUACCAUCGGUUCUUAUCUGACUAUGAUGAGCUCUCGGGCUGGAUGAAGGAGAAGACUGCUCUGAUCAAUGCUGAUGAGCUGCCUACAGAUGUAGCCAGCGGGGAGGCACUACUAGCCAGACACCAACAGCAUAAGCAUGAGAUCGACUCGUAUGAUGACAGAUUUCAAUCUGCCGAUGCGACUGGUCAAGAUCUGCUGGACGGUAAUCACGAAGCUUCUGAGGAAAUUCGUGAGAAGAUGACAAAACUAGCCAAUGACUGGGCUGCUCUGCUUGAACUGUGGGACAAGUGUCAGCAUCAGUACCGUCAGUGCCUGGAUUUUCACCUCUUCUACCGAGACAGUGAACAAGUGGAUAGUUGGAUGAGCAGACAAGAGGCCUUCCUGGAAAAUGAGGACCUGGGGAACUCAGUGGGCAGUGUAGAAGCCCUUCUUCAAAAGCAUGAUGACUUCGAAGAAGCAUUCACUGCCCAGGAAGAAAAGAUUAUAACCUUGGAUGAAACUGCAACCAAGCUUAUUGACAAUGACCACUAUGACUCUGAGAACAUUGCUACUAUUCGUGAUGGGCUGUUGGCCAGGCGUGAUGCUCUGCGUGAAAGAGCCGCCACUCGCCGAAAAUUGCUGGUAGAUUCACUGCUUCUCCAACAACUGUAUCAAGACUCAGAUGACCUAAAAACCUGGAUCAAUAAGAAGAAAAAAUUGGCUGAUGAUGAAGACUACAAG